Emiliania huxleyi CCMP1516 is the source of this 1065-nucleotide messenger RNA. RefSeq lists its product as hypothetical. The transcript is spliced from 6 exons. The record is from RefSeq and is a predicted model, not a curated record. Bases 1 to 1065 code for a protein of 354 amino acids. NCBI's taxonomy places the organism in Eukaryota, Haptophyta, Isochrysidales, Noelaerhabdaceae. Gene Ontology annotation, molecular function: protein binding.
AUGUCAGCGGCGCGCGAAGAGGAAGAGGAGGAGGAGCCCGCCUCUCUCCUCCUGCGGCUCGAGCCCACCGCCUCGCGGCUGGCUGCAAUCUGCAGGCUCGACCUCCGCAAGGCUGGCCUCAAGCGCCUUCCCGCCAGCAUCGGCCUGUGCGCGACAUGCCUGGAGCAGCUCGAUGUGGGAGGCAACCCUCUCGAAUCGCUCGACGGCGUGCAGACGCUAGGGCGGCUGCGCGUCCUCUUCGCGACGGAGAACGGGCUGGCCGUGCUCGACGGCGAGGCGCUCCCCCCAAAGCUGGGCUGGCUCAUCUGUGCGCAGAAUGCGAUCGCCGAGGUGCGGGCUCCGCACCGACUGAGCCACGUGCGCAAGCUCAUGCUUCCGCACAACCUCCUCGACGCGGUGGCGGCCGACUUACUCAUUGAGGCGAUCCCUGCGCUCGAGAUGCUGCGCCUCGCCUGCAACCGCAUGGAGACCCUCCCCGCCGCCGCCUUUCGCCACCCGCGGCUGGCAUGGUUCGCGUUCGGAGGCAACCCGUACUCUGCCCGCCUGUGCGCUGCCGCCCUCUCCGCCGCCGACGCAGCCGCCGACGCGGUGGCGACUCUGAAGGACGCCUCGGAGGCGGGCAGAGAGGUAGAUCAGAUCGAGAGGCAGAGCGGCGAAGCACUGUCAGCCACAGCUGGGCAGCAGGCGGUGGCUGUGGGGGAGGAGGAGCUGGGCCGCGGCUCGGGCGCGGUGGUCAAGCGCGGGACGUGGCAGGGUACGCCGGUCGCCUGCAAGCUGUGGUCGGCGGAGCUGUUUUCGGACGGCGACGCGCGCGGCGAGUGGCUCAUGGGGCGACUGACCGGCGGCUGCGCCAGCCUCGUCCGCACGCUCGCGGCGUGGGAGACGCCGUCGCUCGGCAUGGCGGUCGUGAAGCUGUCGGACCUCGGCGCCGCGUGCGCGUACGACCGGCACGGCCACACCGCCGUCGAGAAGCUCGAGGUGCGCUCGUUCGGCCUGCUGCUGCUCGACCUCCUCUCGCACCUGCAGGCCCGCCCGUCUUUUGCGGAGCUGUGCGCCGAGCUCUAA